This is a messenger RNA of Cucurbita pepo subsp. pepo (vegetable marrow), 3351 nucleotides long. The record is from RefSeq and is a predicted model, not a curated record. NCBI's taxonomy places the organism in Eukaryota, Viridiplantae, Streptophyta, Magnoliopsida, Cucurbitales, Cucurbitaceae.
UCCGAACAACGUCUGCAUCUCUCUCUUCUUUCAAUGGCCAUUGGGUCUCUGUUUCAGUGCCUCUCUCUAUCUCUCGCAGUUCAGCUUCCGCAAUAUUCUGGAUAACCCAAAACCCUAUCUCUCACUCGUUCACGCUUCCGCUCUACUUCUUCUUUUCAUCGAUUACACUUUUCUAUCGUUUUGUUUCAGAAUUCUCAUCCAUUCUUCACUGCGGUUUCUUGCACUUUUCCAUGUUUUUGCGGCGAUAGGAGCUUCGUUUUGAGAAUAUUCAAGGCCUCUCAUAAAAGUCGUAGCUGCACUAUCUAUGUGCUAGUAUGUUGUCUUCCUGCAACUUGUUCUGAUACUUGAUUAAUGGCGGCCAAUCAACGGAGAAAAAAAUUGAGUUCUGCCAGUGUAGUCAGUCACAGUACGAGGGAUUCAUAUAGAGUUAGAAAAAAGAAUUUUGCAUUGCCGCACAGUGAUGCAAACUUGAGAUCCCAUAUUACUCUGGUAUGGGAUGGGAGUAAAAGAAGAGUUGUUUCUAAAAGGGAACAAGUUGGCAUAAGUUGGAGAAAAUUAAGACCAUUUCUUGAUUCAGUUUCCAAUAAACACAGUAUCUUAGCUGACGUUUUUGAUGUUCCUCGUGAGAUUUUUGAGUUGAAAAAUUUAUCAGAAGUCCUUUCACUUGAGGUUUGGCAGACACAUCUUUCAGAAAAUGAGAGAAACGAUCUGAGGAGGUUUCUUCCUGAAGAACAAGAAAAUGAAACUGAUGUGAUGGAAGCAUUGUUUUCUGGGGAUAAUUUUCACUUUGGAAAUUCCCUUGUUAAAUGGGAGUCUUCACUUUGCUCUGGUGCCCUGCACCCCGAUGCAGUUCUUCAAGAUGAACAGUGUUUAAUGACAGCUAAAAAGUCGUAUUCCUGUGAGUUACAGAAGUAUCAUAACAAUAUGAUUGAAUAUCUGCAGAAACUGAAGGAUCGAUGUGCAAACUGCAAAGAUCCAGAGAAGGAAAUCAUACAUCCAACAUGGAGGUUGUGCAGUCGAGAAUACAAGCAAAAAAGAUGCAGAACUUCAUCAACUCCUAUAGAUGAUAUGCUUAAUGUGGGAACUAGACCUGAGGUCAAGCUACAAAAGCGCAACAUCCAGUGUAGUGAUGGUUCCAAAUAUAUGUCAUAUUUCAAGAUUAGCAAGAAGCAGCUUGACCUCGUGAAGAACAUGAAGCAAUCUGGAUCCCUUGACCAAGUUUUAGGUGACAUGGAAGCUUUUAAUGUACAACCAUAUGAAGUAUUUGUAGAGGAAGAACGAAAGAAGUUGCAUGAGCACUGGGUGCAAUUAUCAAAAGUUCAUCUCCCAGUUGCAUAUGCAAAUUGGAGAGAGACUCGUUUACAGAGACGGAAAGUAACCAAGGCCUUGGAGCAAGAUCUGAACGACAGGCAAAAAUUGCUGAUGGAUGUGGACACUGAAAGCCAUGAUAGCAUGCUUCGAGACCAAAUGGAUACUGAAGAAACAGAUCAAAUGGAUAGGGAAGAAACAAGGAAUGAACCUAUUGAAAAAUCAAUUUCUGGUUCCCAAAGUUGUCAAUCCUCAAAGCAGGUCAAUGGUGGGCUGGAGACCUACAGAAAUUCUGAUUCUGAAAACCACGACACCCCAAAUUCUGGUGAUGCUCAUCUUGAAGAAUCUGGAAUAUCAAGAAACAGGAAUGCUAUAGAAUGCUCAGCCAGUCAGGGAGAGUCCUUACAUUCUAUUGGUGAUGUUCACCCAGAACCAAGCAUGCCAAAGAAUUACCACAGCUCUGCUACCAGCCAUGAUUAUGCAACAUCUAUUAGUGUUUUGUCUCUUGCAAAUUCUCAUGCUGAUGAAGAGCGAAAAACAAACGUUUUCAAUGUUGAACCUGACAUGCCUGCCAGAGGUAUUGCUAAAAGUUUGUUGCCAAGACAAUCAGAUGACGGCUCUUCUGUGAAAUCUGGCUUACAUGGUCUGGAUAUUGGGAAAAUUUUGUUGCCUAGACAAUUGGAUAAUGGCACUUUUGUGGAACGUGAUUCGCAUGGCCGAGAUAUUGGAAAUAUUUUGUUACAUAGCGGAUCAGACGAUAGCACCUUUUGUUCUUAUGGAAACCAAGGUAAAGUUAUUGGAAAACAUAUGUUACAUAGACAUUCUGACAAUGACACCCUUAGUUAUGAAAAUCAAGGUAAGGAUGAGUUACUUCAUUCCGUGUUUAACAGACGGGGAGUAGCAGCUCCUCUGUCCUUCCAUCGUGAGGAGAGGCACUCGGGUUUAGAUUUCCAGCCAUCGAACCACGACUUGAUAGAAGAGAAUCGAUAUUCUAGACAUUUCCAGGAGCAACCAGAUUUAUCCGUGCCUUUGCAGCAAAGAAGAAAGGAAGACAAGCAAGUUUACUUGCAACAUGGUGUUCCUGAAAACAUUUAUCCUGAAGGCAACAAGUAUAUAAUCCCAACACAGCAACAGUUACCCUCAUCUGUAAUGCAGGACUGGACGGUGAACUCGGUUCCCAUGUCUACUCAUAUCCAUUCUCAUACCAUGAAUGCUGGAAGUUUAUUAGGCGAUAAUUGGUUUCCGGGAGAGCAUCAAGUCCGUGGAGGGUUUACUACGGGGUCAGAUGGUGUCAUAGUCCCAAAUCAGAAUAUUGGCAGUGGAAACAGCAGCACAGAUCAAACCUUAUUCAGUGUUCUAUCUCAAGGUAGUCAAUUCUGUUCCCCUUUUCAUUCAAUGGGCUCGAACAGACAAUUCAUUUCCCCAAGGAACCAUGGAAUGUUGCACGAAGGAAAUCCCAUGAUCGGUAACGUUCUACCAAAAGUAUCAAACUCACUCGACUACUUGGGAGGGCAUGAAAUACCAUCCCAGGGUAUGAACUGGGUAGGCAUGAGGCAUCAGAAUUCCAAUUUGACUGAUCCAAUGGAGAAACCAUACUUGAGAUCAUGGAAUCAAUGAGGAGAAAUCUGUGGCCAUUUUGUUUCCCUAUAAGGGACAAAAAAGAAAACGUCGUGGAUGUUUCAAUGAGAGCUGGUUUUGUGUAAUACAAGAUGGUAGACUGCUAUAUAUACCCAAUUCAUACAGGAAGAGAAGCAACCAACACCAUGUACAUAUUUAGAUGUUAGAUGAGCAGCUGGAAGGAAGAAGAAAUUUUGAAGCGAUGGAAAGAUCCAGGUCAAAAUGAUUGUUCCUGGUAAGGUAAAUUUUUGUAGCUUGUUCAUUUAUUCUUAGUUCUUCUAUCUGUUCUGUUGCUUAGAAAGAUGAUUUCAAUAAUUUUGGAGGCUACAAAGCCAUCUAUGAGGCCAAUGCUUAAAAGGGAUGAUUCUCCUGAUUGUUUGCUUUGAUCUGUGGUUUAUUAAGUUGUUGAUUAUUUUUCUGAGGACA